AUGCCUGUGUUCCUAUUUCACUUCGAGACAGUCGCCAUGGGUCGUGUCAUCCGCAACCAGAGGAAGGGCCGUGGCUCCAUUUUCACGGCCAACACCCGCCUGAACAAGGCCCCUGCCCAAUUCCGGACCCUCGACUUCGCUGAGGCUCACGGUUACACCCGUGGUGUCGUCAAGGAGAUCAUCCACGAUGCCGGCCGUGGUGCUCCCCUCGCCAAGGUCCAGUUCCGCCACCCCUACCGCUACAAGAUGAUCACCGAGACCUUCAUCGCCAACGAGGGCAUGUACACCGGCCAGUUCAUCUACGCCGGUAAGAACGCUGCCCUGACCGUCGGCAACGUCCUUCCUCUCGCCUCCAUGCCCGAGGGUACCGUCAUUACCAACGUCGAGGAGAAGUCCGGUGACCGUGGUGCGCUUGGCCGUACCUCCGGUAACUACGUUACCGUCAUUGGCCACAACCCCGAGGAUGGCAAGACCCGUGUCAAGCUCCCCCCCCGGUGCUAA
Molecule: messenger RNA, 501 nt
Organism: Penicillium mononematosum
Lineage: Eukaryota; Fungi; Ascomycota; Eurotiomycetes; Eurotiales; Aspergillaceae
Product: 60S ribosomal protein uL2
Exons: 4
Coding region: 1-501 (166 amino acids)
Biological process (GO): cytoplasmic translation
Cellular component (GO): cytosolic large ribosomal subunit; ribosome
Molecular function (GO): RNA binding; structural constituent of ribosome
Source: RefSeq, a predicted model, not a curated record